Prunus armeniaca (apricot) is the source of this 210-nucleotide messenger RNA. The record is from the annotation of a GenBank genome assembly. Lineage: Eukaryota; Viridiplantae; Streptophyta; Magnoliopsida; Rosales; Rosaceae.
AUGGCACCCGUAUCGCAUGAUACUCUGGAGAAGCUGAUGAAGGCGGUGAAACAACUUCUAAAAUUGAAAGGAAAAAGCAGUGAGAAGGUGGCAGAAGAGAUCGCCUCGCACAAGAAGAUCCUGAUAGAAAUGGACAACAUAUUUGUGGAGCAAUCCAAUGAAUUGCUUUUUGUGGCAGAGCUGGUUCGUGGAACAAACUGGAUAGGAUAA